AUGAACAACCCCGGCUUGAAGAAACCUAUAUCCAACGCCGCCAACCAAGUCAAAAGAAGCUAUGGCAGACGCGGGCCCAGAGUAAACGGUGCGAAAAAGACCGGCCAUGAGGAGUCUGACCAGCCAAAACAAGACCGCAAGCUCAACCAAAAGCUGGUCUGGUGGUAUGCUGGAACCGCCUUUCCUCUCUUGGCAGGAGCGUUGGGUCCUAUGGCCAACGCAUUCUCAAUAUGUGCUCUUGUUGAACAGUGGCGUGUUACAAUACCACCAGGCGGCACAGAAGAGCAUGGAAAAAAUGUUCCAGAUCCGAAAUGGUUACUUGUACUCAAUUGCUGUGCGUUGGCAUCAGCCUUGAUUGCGAACUUGUUCCUCCUUCUUAACAUGGCUCGGAGAGUACGGUUCAACCUUGGCCAAGCAGUCACUAUCCUUGGGUUCUGGAUGGCCAGUAUCAUGCAUAUUGUCCCCGUCAGCAUCGUCUCGAGAACUUCGCGUGUCCACAACCAGGCACUUUCUCAAGCUUACUAUUAUGCCAUUUUUGGUGCUGCAAUCUACCAGAUAAUCUCCUAUCUCCUCUGUGUCAAUGUCUGGGGUGCGUUCAAGAAGCACUACAAAAGACAGUUCCGUCUCACAGGCCCACAGCGGACUCUGAUGAUCCAGACCGUGGUCUUCGUGGCGUACGACUGGCUCGGAGCUCUGGUCUAUGCGAACCUCGAAGGCUGGAAGUUUCUGGACGCGAUAUACUGGUCCAACUUGACCAUAUUGACUAUCGGCCUCGGGGAUCUCUAUGUUCCAUCCUCGACACUUGGUAGGGCUCUCCUGUUCCCAUACGCAUUGGGCGGUGUCAUCUCAGUGGGACUUGUGGUCGGUAGUGUACGCGCCCUCAUGUUGGACCGAGGUACGGCCAAGAUGAGAGCACGACUCACGGAGAAGAUUCGCCUUAAAGCGAUGAAUCAGAUUUCUAACUCGGCAAGCCAGAGGUCAGUCACAUGUCAGCUACUCGGAAGUCUGGGUAUGAGCAGGCCCAUAAGCUCGGCCUUGGUCCAUGACAAAGAGAACGACGAGCCACGCCGAAUGGCUGAGUUCAACGCAAUGCGAGCGGUCCAAAAAUCAGCGCACCGCAGACGCAAGUGCGCUGCGAUCUUUAUUUCCACGGGUAUCGUCACAUUUCUUUGGACGAUUGGUGCCGUGGUCUUUUGGAAAACAGAAAGGCGACAGAAAUGGACCUACUUUGAGUCCUUGUAUUUUUCAUAUACGACACUCAUGACCAUUGGUUACGGUGACUUUCGGCCCGAAAGUAACAGCGGCAAACCUUUUUUCGUUCUCUGGUCGCUCCUCGCUGUCCCCAGUUUGACCAUCCUCAUUUCGAAUAUGGGCGACACCGCCGUGAAGUGGCUGAAAGACCUCACCGUCUGGGUUGGUGAAGUUACACUCCGUCCACGCAAGGGCAAUUCGGGGUUGAAAAGGCUCAAGCGUAAUAUGCGCAAGUGGCAAAGGCCAGUGGCUGAGCAGCACAGGAAACUUGAGGAUCCGGAGAAAGGAUCGCUCUGCGACCAAUCCCAGAAUUUGAAACAGGUGCACCCAGGACUAAUUAGCAGUGACAAUCUAACCACCAGCGAAAGGGAAAGGAAGUACGAAAGUGUCCUUGUAAACCCCAUGUCGCAGGCGACGAAGUUGUAUGGACGCCAACCUCCACAUGAACCCCGUUGUAUCCGUCUUCUGCUUUCACAAAUCCAGAGGGUGUAUGUUGACCUAAUGGCAGUGCCAGAAGGCCGCAAGGAAUAUAGCUACGCAGAAUGGGCGUUCUUUCUGAAGCUUCUUGGAGAGGACGAGACUAGCAGUGCUGGUCAUAGUCAAGUUCCGACACAAAGGGGAAGAAGUCCGGAAGAGCUGCAAGGCUCUGACGAGGCAGCCUGCGAGCUAACAAAGACGAGGCAAUGCACCACGCCGAGUUGCAGAGCUGAAAAAAAGCCGUGGAGCUGGCUAGGCAAAGAUUCUCCCUUAAUUGACCCAAAGCCCGAAUCUCAAUUGAUCUUGGAGAGCCUGUUCAGGCGCCUCUGUCAGUGUUUGGAGGAGUACUGGUACGAAAUCGAUGACAAGAUAAACGGGGACGGAAUGAGCCCGUCGGUGCUAUAA
Molecule: messenger RNA, 2133 nt
Organism: Fonsecaea multimorphosa CBS 102226
Lineage: Eukaryota; Fungi; Ascomycota; Eurotiomycetes; Chaetothyriales; Herpotrichiellaceae
Exons: 2
Coding region: 1-2133 (710 amino acids)
Biological process (GO): potassium ion transmembrane transport; stabilization of membrane potential
Cellular component (GO): membrane
Molecular function (GO): potassium ion leak channel activity
Source: RefSeq, a predicted model, not a curated record